Molecule: messenger RNA, 10586 nt
Organism: Zootoca vivipara (common lizard)
Lineage: Eukaryota; Metazoa; Chordata; Lepidosauria; Squamata; Lacertidae
Source: RefSeq, a predicted model, not a curated record
AGUUGGUCUCUAAGGUGCUGCUGGAAGGAAUUUUUUAAUUUUGUUUCGACUACGUCAGACCAACACGGCUACCUACCUGUAACUAGUAAGCUGAGAGUUAGUGGGAAGGGUCCUGGAGAAUUCAGUUUCCAAAGUGAAUAAUUACAUGGAGGCUUCUGUUAGUAAAUGCAAGGAGACCUAGUGAGUGCCAGAGGCUUUGAAACAUUACAUUGCAGUAAAGGUGGGACCUGUUUAUGGGAGGGAUUUCAAACUCUGUUUCCACUAUACAGUUGAAAGGUGACCAAGCAAUUACCCUUUUAGGCCUGGUAGGUUUAUAUUAAGAUCAGGUGACUGCUUAUUAUUUUAUAGUGGUUUACUCUUGUUAGAUAUACAAGGGAGUUUAUGACUUCUAUAUAGAAUAAGUGCACCAUGGUGUCAUCUGAUAGCAAAGGCGGGAAUGAAGGCUUGCUUUCCCCAGCUCUACAGGGGUCAGGGACCAUCUAUCCUUUCUAGAGACCAUCUAUCAUUUUCAGCCUCUGAAGAGGAACAGCAGCACAAGGAUUAGGAAAGAAACACAAAGUUAUCAAACUAAUACUUACCUAAACUAGAAUUUUACCAUAUUGCCCAGAUACUAGAGUUUGGAAUGCAAAGUCAGGAAAGAUUCCAGCUAAGCUGUUUUUAAACUUAAAUGUGCAAGAGUAUUGUCAUAAUGUACACAAAAAAGACGUGGGGCUGGUAGUCUAGCACACAUAGUCAUAGAACUGUCAAGUGGGAAGGGACCACAUAGGUCACCUAGUCCAACUCCCUGCAAUGCAGGAUUCUUUAGACCCAUAAGAAUAUUGUGUAAAAGCUUUGUGCUGCAAAUGCCAACACAUGCUGCUUCAGGCAGCUUUGAGCCAUAAGAGACAAACCAAGGUGGUGGCUGACAUCAUCUUGUAUGAUGCAUUUCACAAGGCUUUGUAGUGGUCUCACACAUCUCUCCAAAGCAGAACCCCCAGAUAGUAGAGAACUUCAGUUGAAUGACUGCUUGGCUCCAUGCAAGCAACACAUGAAGUUCCAUUUUUCAUCGCACUUUAAGUAGGCAAGUUGAAGGCAAGGCAUGGAAUAUUGGCUUUUUUCGUCCUAGAUAUGUCAGGAAACAUUUUCCCCUCACAUCCAUUAUUUUUGAAAUUCUUUAUUCCUCUUGGGGGGCAAUGAAGUCAGCAUAUGAUCAGAGGUACUCAGCCCUAGGGUCAAUAAUGUUUAUUUACAAAAGAUGGCAUAGCUCAUAAGUGCCUACUGAGUAUUGCUUUUGCUGUGGGAAGGAGGGAGCUCCAUGUGAUCUGGCUUAGGGUGGUGUAAAAUGUCUGGGAGGAACUGGAUUGUUUUGGAAAGCAAUACUUUCUGCAAUUGGCAAAAUUCUCCCAGUUCUUCAAUUGUUCUAAAAGUAAAGCUUUAAUUAUUUGACAAUAAUUGAUAGCCAGUGGCUAAUCUAUUUAAUAUUUAUUCAUUUACUAAAGAAUAUUAUCUACAGCUACCAUUUGGUACUUGACAUAAGAAGCAUUUGGUUGCUCACCAUACAUAAUAUCUUGAUUCACAACAUACUGUCAUUGCAGUUUUGUGUCAUCAACUGCUACACAUGACUUGCUUUACCUCUGGAACAGUAUUUAUGUGAUUGGAUUUAGGGGACUAUGAUGUGGUUUCUUGUCAUAUGAUUGCACUCUCGCUCUUUUUUUUUUAACAUCUGCUUUCAAUAAUAAUUAGAAAAAGUACUUCUUAUUCAGCUGGCUGGAGAGCAGGCAACAAAGGGUUAACACCAACAGAAAGCAGGGGUAGCAAAACUGACUGCUCAUCUGGAGGAGAGAACCUUCUCAGUUUCAGGUCUCUGGUUCUGCUUUUGAAAAGAGAGAAGGGUCUUUUUGCUAUUCCCAAGUUAUAACUGGGAGCACAGCCAAUGCCUUUCCCCUCCCCUCAAAGCAGCAGUAUUUCCCUUCUCUCCUUCACCCUAGUGCCCCUCCCAAAUCACACAGAAUAGGCUUCCCCUGCUGGAUGUCUCUGAACACAAGAGGUAGUUUUUGGGGACCCAGAUUCUUUCUAUUCUUCAUUUGCCUCUAGUUAAUGGGAAAGAAAUUCUCCAACAAUUUUUCAUUUGGUGGAACAACCAAUCAGUGGCUAUGGACAUUGUGACUAUCUCUGCCAAUCACUUAGAUUCUUCCAGUUCUGAGACCAGCUCCUCUUUUUGGCUCACAUUCCUGUUCAAAAUCCAUGGGAUGUGGAAGGAGCAGGUGCAGAUGGUGACCUACUCAUGAGCAUUGCCACAAGUCAGUCCCCAAUUGGGACCCCAAGUUGGUGUGAUCUAGCUGGAACAGAGAUGCUCCCAUUGUUUCCCCUGGCCCUGUUAGACCCCAGUUCUAACAUGUUGCCCCAGGGCAUUCUCUCACAGUCUCUUAAGGCUCUAGGAACUGGUGUGUUUUGGGUUUCCUUUGGGUGGAUGAAUAAUCCCCUUCCAGCUUUCCCUCUUACUCUAGACCUGAUGAUACCCUUCCUGUAUGAGUCAGCUUCUUUUAAGAAAGAGGGUGGUGGAUGAGUUACCCCUUUGCUCUCUACUUACUUGCCUGUUAAACAGAAGGGGGCCUUGAAUUUCAUUUGCGUUGGCCCAUAAAUUGGACAUAGCCUUGACUGUAUUUUUAGAACACUGAAAUGGAGAACAGUCUUCAGAUUCAGCUAGAAGAGAAUAGCUGUAGUGAGGUGAGGAGUUAUGCUUAUUUCAACCUUAGUUUUACUUUCCUCUUAAGCAGGGUUCCCCAAACUAAGGCCCCCUGCAACUCCCACCGGCCACUGCCGCCACUCGCUCUCACUGGCGCGGCGCGACAGCCCACUUCCUGGUCGGAAAGGCGCCAGAAAUAGCUUUUGCGCAUGCACAAGCGCAAGCGUCAUUUCCGGUGCACUUCCGGGCUGGAGGAGGUUAGUAUUUAGUUAGGAUUUCAAACUCUGUUUCCACUAUACAGUUGAAAGGUGACCAAGCAUUACCCUUUUAGGCCUGGUAGGUUUAUAUUAAGAUCCAGUGACUAUUAUUUUAUAGUGGUUUAAUCUUGUCAGAUAUACAAGCGAGUUUAUGACUUCUAUAUAGAAUAAGUGCAUCAUGGUGUCAUCUGAGAGCAAAGGCAGGAAUGAAGGCUUUCUUUCCCCAGCUCUACAGGGGUCAGGGGGCCUUUCUAGAGACUAUCUAUUCCAGGCAUCCCCAAACUGCGGCCCUCCAGAUGUUUUGGCCUACUAGCUAACAGGACCAGUGGUCAGGGAUGAUGGGAAUUGUAGCCCAAAACAUCUGGAGGGCCGAAGUUUGGGGAUGCCUGAUCUAUCCUUUUCAGUCUCUGAAGGGAACAGCAGCACAAGGAUUAGGAAGGAAACACAAAGUUAUCAAACUAAUAUUUAUCUAAACUAGAAUUUUACCAUAUUACCUAGAUACUACAGUUUGGAAUGCCAAGUCAGGAAAGAUUCCAGCUAAGCUGUUUUUGAACUUAAAUGUCCAAGAGUAUUGUCAUAGUGUACACAAAAAAGUGAGCCCAGAAUACACAUGCCUAAAGAUGGAUUCCAACUUACAUCUUCUGGAUACCAAGCAUGGCUAAAGCAGUGCUCUAUGCCCCGGUCUCUGUGGCUGGGUUGCUCCAACCUGGCGGACAGCAUGCCCUCGCUGCGAUGCCUCUAUAACCCAGGGACUGGCGCACUCACAGCUUUCCAGAAUUCAUCUGAAAGAGAAGACUGUAACAAUGAUGAGCCCCCCAGGAAGAUCAUUCCCGAGAAGAAUGCACUCAGGCAGACCUAUAAUAGCUGUGCCAGGCUCUGCAUCAACCAGGAAGCAGUUUGCUUAGGGAGCACUGCUAUGAAGACUGAAAACUGUGUGGCCAAAACAAAACUUGCCAAUGGCACUUCAAGCAUGAUUGUGCCAAAGCAAAGGAAGCUAUCUGCAAGCUAUGAAAAGGAGAAGGAGCUCUGUAUCAAGUAUUUUGAGCAGUGGUCGGAGUCUGACCAAGUGGAAUUUGUGGAACAUCUCAUCUCCCAGAUGUGUCAUUAUCAGCACGGGCACAUCAACUCAUACCUCAAACCUAUGUUACAGAGAGACUUCAUCACGGCACUACCAGCUCGCGGCCUGGAUCACAUCGCUGAGAAUAUCCUGUCAUACCUUGAUGCCAAGUCUUUGUGUGCUGUUGAGCUGGUGUGCAAGGAAUGGUACCGAGUGACAUCUGACGGCAUGCUGUGGAAGAAGCUGAUUGAGAGAAUGGUCCGGACAGACUCGCUGUGGAGGGGUUUGGCAGAGCGGAGAGGAUGGGGACAGUAUCUUUUUAAGAACAAGCUGCCCGAUGGGAUAGCCCCUCCCAACUCCUUCUACAGAGCACUUUAUCCCAAAAUUAUACAGGAUAUAGAGACAAUAGAAUCAAACUGGCGGUGUGGAAGGCACAGCUUACAGCGAAUCCACUGCCGAAGUGAAACAAGCAAAGGGGUUUAUUGUUUACAAUAUGAUGAUCAGAAGAUAGUAAGUGGCCUCCGAGACAAUACCAUCAAGAUUUGGGACAAGAAUACGCUAGAAUGCAAGAGGGUUCUGACUGGACACACGGGGUCAGUCCUUUGCCUCCAGUACGAUGAGCGGGUGAUCAUCACUGGAUCAUCGGAUUCCACUGUCAGAGUGUGGGAUGUAAAUACGGGUGAGAUGCUGAACACCCUGAUCCAUCAUUGUGAAGCAGUGCUGCACCUACGUUUUAAUAAUGGCAUGAUGGUGACAUGCUCCAAAGAUCGGUCCAUUGCCGUGUGGGACAUGGCCUCCCCGACAGACAUCACACUACGGAGGGUGCUGGUUGGACACAGGGCAGCUGUCAAUGUGGUAGACUUCGAUGACAAAUACAUUGUAUCAGCAUCGGGGGACAGAACUAUUAAGGUCUGGAACACAAGUACCUGUGAGUUUGUGCGUACCUUGAACGGCCACAAGCGCGGUAUUGCAUGUCUACAGUACAGAGACAGACUAGUAGUGAGUGGUUCAUCAGAUAAUACAAUCAGGUUAUGGGACAUUGAAUGUGGGGCAUGUUUGCGGGUUCUGGAAGGCCACGAAGAGCUGGUGAGAUGUAUUCGUUUUGAUACCAAGAGGAUAGUCAGCGGAGCCUAUGAUGGGAAAAUUAAGGUGUGGGAUCUGGUAGCUGCCCUGGACCCUCGUGCCCCUGCUGGAACCCUCUGCCUGCGCACUCUUGUGGAGCACUCCGGCAGAGUUUUCCGGCUCCAGUUUGACGAAUUUCAAAUAGUUAGCAGCUCACAUGAUGACACCAUCCUCAUCUGGGACUUCCUGAAUGAUCCAGCUACCCAAGCAGAAUCUAACCGCUCCCCUUCCAGAACAUACACUUACAUCUCCAGAUAAAUAGCACUACACUGUACCUCACACUUGCACAGGACUCAUUUAAGCUGCGAUAUUUAAAUUACCUGCCAAUGCCAGGGCAAAAGAAUUAUCCACAUAACAGAUAUAACUGAAGAGAGAGGCUCUCAGACACACUUCUGGAACCAAGUCAGCAUGUGGUUGAUCUCAGACAAGGUCUUCUCAGCGCAGCUGACUGCUCAAGUGCUGCUAUAUCAGAAGAUUCCUUUUAUCUUUCCUGAAUGACUGAUGUGUUACACCUCCCCUCUUCACACUCCCAUUUCCUCUCUUGUCCUGAGUGCAGAUGUCCUAUAAAUAUAUUUAACAUGUUGCCAGAAUUUCUUGCUUCGCUCUUAAGGAGAAAAAUCCUUGCCACCAUUUGUUCCCAUGGGAGAAUCACCUUGUGAUGUGUUGGUAGGUGGGGAACAGCAGGCUGAUGCCUCUACCUUUAGGGACUUGUAAUAAGGACGCAUCUACUUUUUGUAGAUGGGCCUUGGACUUUAAAGGACGGCCAACUUGAUGCCAAAUGAAGGCCCCGGUGGCCAGAAACCAGUCAGGAGAUAAUGAUGAAGUCUAAAUAAUUUCAGCUAAGCCCUCUGCAGUUAGUCACUUGUCUGAAAAGUUGAUCCGGCGGAUACCAGUAAAUGAAAGGUGAAGCUUUCUUCUGCCAAAGUCUAAUAUUACUUAAGAGGUGAGACUUACUGGUGACAUCAUUGGUGAUGGGCAGUAUUUCUCCUAUCAAAGUAUAUGAAUAUAUUUCCAUGUUCUUCUUCCUUCCCUCCUCACAUGGUGCAGUAUUGCACCUCUGCUCCCCCCCCCCCCCGAAGAAGAGUAUGGUAUCAAAUGAAGCAACCAUCCUACUCCCUCAGCAUUAAGUGAAAAGCCUAGGACUUCAGACUUUUCCUGUUAACCUGAUUGUGUCAUUAUUCAUUGGCUGGCAUUUUGUGCUUUGUUGCCAUACUCUGUUGGAAGGGAACUCGUGAAAGAGUGGGAGAUUCUGGUGACUCCACAUCUUAGUCUGUAAGCUGAAAGGUCAUUUUGUGAUGGAAGAGAUAAUAGUAGGAGAGAGCAGUGGAGGGGUCUUAACUAGGGGCAGAAAAGACCAAAAGCAAACCUGUCCCAUGGUACUACAUAACUCCUACGCCACCUUAGGAAACACUUAGAAUUACCCCCACCCCCCAAUCAUUGUGUGGGAAUAGCAUAAUGCUUGUCUCCUACAAGGAAGGGUUAACUUCUUUGGCCAAGAUUUAAAUUUGGAAGUUAGGGGGAAAGAGCUUCACUUUUAUGCUGCUAAGCAGGUCCCCUCUGUGGCCUGUCUCCUCUUCAUUCACUUGGGAGUAGCAAUUUCCCCACAGUGAAGUUUGAUAUUUGCCAUGGCAGGCUCAGAAAGUCAGUGGAAACUAAGAAUAAACGGGCAGCUGGUUCUGUCCUGUAGUUCUCUACUCUGGUUCAAAAGUGAUAGUUUUGUGCAAGUGUUCCUCCUUACCCAUGGACUCUCAGCCUGUGUAUCAUCCAGGGCUGCAUUAGCACCAAAGGCAUAGUCAGAGGUAUUUGUUCUCUUGGGGUGGGGAUAAACAUGCUGAUCUUAGUCUGCUUUUCUUUUUAAGUGUUUCUUUGAGCAAAGGCAAAGGAAGUCAGAGCUGCAGCUAGAAGGCUUUCCUUAACUGUGCUAUCCUUCAGAGGAUGAAAAAGGUUGCCUUGCACACUGAAUUGCAAAGCAAGAUGGAAAACGAGAAGCAGAUUGCCGCAUACUAGUUCUUCAUUAUGUUUGAAAGUUCACUGUCACCCCAGCCCUGUUUCAUCACUAUUACUCGGAUUCCAUUUAUACUUUGUAGUACAGUAUUGACAAUGUGUGGAACAGGACUGUAGAUCCACUACAGCUGGAGCAUCAACAGGUUAUUUUCUCUUGCUCGCUGGCAGAGCUGUGAGAUCAGUAUUUUCUCCCGUCUGUGUGUGUGUGUGUGUGUGUGUGUGUGUGUGUGUGUGUGUGUAGGGAAGUGUCUUUGGCAGUGGCUCUGUCAAGCAAAUAGGGGGGUUGUUUCUGUUAUGUGGAGUUGGAGAUCAGAUCAGAGACAAUGUCAUUUCUGGUGCAGCCUUUCCUUAUUGUCAUAACCCUUCUCUUCCCUGCUGUUGUUCCCAAACACACCUAACUGCUUUGGGGCAGUACAAACAUGGUACUGGAGAAUUAAUUCUAAUUUAUAAAACCUGUCACCAAGGGAAAAGAAGUGAGGUUUUCAUGUUAAGUCAUUUCAGGGAAGAAGCUGAAACGGUGCUUUUCCAAGAGAAUGAGGACCCACUAUGCCUUGGCAUGGAGAAAGGCCACUGCAAAAAGCAAGAUCUCCUCCCUCCAACUUCUACCCCACUCAAGUUGCAUGAAGUUUACAGCCUACUGCAUCUCCAACCAUUUGGGGAAGGCUUUGGUCUUCACUGGAAGAGAAAGGCUCUAAAAAGCAUCUCCGUACAUGGACAUUUCAAGGGUUAAUUUGAUAUGGGUAAUUCCAAAUGGAUCUGAUGCGAAAGCUGAAAAGGGAAUUUUAAUUAUGUUUCUGAAGAGGGGCUGAGCCCUAAUAUCUUUCUUUGCAAUGAAAUGCUAACUUGGAAUUGCUAAUCACAAAUAGCCUUGCCUUUCACUGGUGUGGAGCAGAGAGCUCCACAGGCAGGUAUUUACAGAAGGAAAAGCAGCGCACAACUGGCUCUGAGCCACAGGAGAGAACCUUGCUGUAAAACUGCAUUUCUAACCCUAGAGCAAUUGAGUAGUUUAAAUAACAUAAGCUCAGCCUGGGCACCCAGCUGAAUACGUAGCAUAGAAACCCCCCUGCAGCAACGCUAAGCCACUUUCAUCAUUCCUGAUUAGGCUUCUGAACAAGUUGGACCUUCUGAUGACUAUUUUAAGACUUUACGCUUGCUUCUGAAAUUAGAAGAUGGGAGGGAGACCCUGCUGCCGCCAGCAAAAAACAAAUUAUUUUGACUUCAUAAAAGAAAAGGAGAGUGGUACAUAUGUGUGUUCCGCUUCUCUGGCUUCAUAUAUGAAUCUGCCAAUUUGAACUCAUGUGAUUGGUACCUCUCCAAAUGAGGUCUUCUAGUCCUGGGGGUCUUUUCCCUCUCCUGCUAUGCUCAGACAUGUUUAGGAGUUAACAGUGUUAUCAAAAGAAGUGACUACUUGCGUGCUGUUUUCUGCUGUUGCUUCAUACCAGGAAUGAACUAUUCUAUAUAGGAGGGUAGGAGGAACAUUCAGUAGUUUUUAGUUACAAAGGCUUUUACAGCUUGCAUGCCUUCCCAAAUUCUCUUGGAUUCGGGAAGAAAGAAUUGGGGAAACUCUAGGCAGCACAAGGCACAUAUAUUGUCCCUAAGUGGCCUACAUAUAUGAUGCAUUUUAACAAUGCUGAGCUGUGCCCUAGGCCAUUCCUCUUCCUUUAAUCAAGUGGUCAAAUAGGAGUUUUUUUGGGUGGAGGGGUGUUCCCUGAAGAAGGAAGCCUUUUGGAUUUUUCCUCAAGCUGCACUUCUGGGUAAAUCUCAUUUUUUGAAAUUAGUCUCACAUAUCCAGCUGAGAGUGAGCCAACUGGUUGUGGAAGCACAAUUCUCACUUUAGGCCAUCAUGUCCCGGGCAGUUUCCACUUGGGUUUAAAUGCUGCAUGCUGGGAACUGGAAGCACCACUUCUGUAUUAUAAGUCACCCUCUGCAUCUUUCUGAUUUAUAACAUGGCUGCUGGAAUGAAACAUGGGUGCGACCCAUGCUUUAUUUAUAGGCUCCCCUUCAAAAUUCUGAUAACAAGUCCUCAAUCUGCUUGUUAAAAUUAGAGCUCUUUUCAGGACUGCAGCAUCCUAUAUCAUGGGCAUAGUUAUACAUUGGAGAGAUGUCUUCGGUCUGCAAAAUGCAAUUGGGCUGUAGCACACAAAUUUAGGUCUUCUAAAGUGGCAGUAAUCAUACAGAGAUUUGCAAUUUGUGACCUUUCAGUGAUGCAAGGUAUGCUCAGGAUGUAGACCUUUGACAAAUCGACAAUAACCUUCACAAUGGAACAUAACUAUGAGGUCAGUCCCAUUAAGAAACCAUUAUUACCUGGCUCUAGAGCUCGUGCAAAUUCACUGAUCUACAGGCACCAUUCUAGAUGCAGAAAUGCUUUGCCUAAAGUGCUACGCAGCUUUUCUGGAGAAAGCAUAAGUAGUGGUCUGUUCUGUAGGUCUACUUGUGUACAUUAAAAAACUAAAAUUCACUGCUCAAUGCAAAUCAGUAAAACACACCCAAAUUCACUUAAUUUGUAUUGAUUUGCAUGCUUUCUUCUGAACUCUGCAUUUAGGCACUUGCACAAGAUCAAAUGGACAAUGAAAGUUUGGACAGGCAAGAGGGUUGUGAAAAGCUGUAUGAGUGUGAGUGAAACAAGGUUGCAAGGGUAGGCUUCAAGAAACUAAAGCUUCAGGUUUUGACCUGAGCAUUUCACAAUGGUUCUUGCAUGAUUUCAAAUGUAUUUUCACUAUAAUGAGGGCUAGAAACUUACUUUUUUAAAAGGGAAGCUGGGGUUCUCAGGAAUCCAAUAUGCAUAAAUCAUUAUUGUGCACGCUGCCCAAUCUAUGAUGCCCAAAGCACAUACUUUAGCAGAAAGGCACAGAGGACCAUUUUCUAAAUUCUCCAUGUUAUUGGCUGCCUUUACUGGUUAAAGCAGAGCUUUUUUCUCUCCUUAUCUCUCUGGGACUAAAAUGGUCAUAGAUGGUCAAAAAAAUUCACUUCCAAAUUAUGAAUUUAGGUUGAGUAGGGAAAAGUAAGGUAGCUGUUAAUCCAUACAAGAGGAAUUGCUCACAAUACAAAUUGCUAAUUCUAAUAUCUUUCUGUACAGCACGUUAGUGUGUGGGGGUGCAAGUUUAAAAUCUGGGAAAAUUGAAUUGGCUCUUACGACAAUUUAUUCUCUUAACAGCUUGCUGCUCCUUUGAAAGCAAACACCCAGUAGACCAGUGCAUGCCUUUAGCAACUGCAGGAAGCUCAGAUAACUGUGGGCACAGAAGGUUAAAAAGAAAGCACAUGAUCUCUUAUUUUUAUUUGUAACUCUGCUCUCUUUGUUCUCUAGAUUCUAAAAGUAAUGAGUGCUUUGGAAUUUUUGUGAUUAUGUUCUGGUGAUGUGUAGCUAACAACGUACUAAUGUUCACUUGAGCUAGGGUCAUGGUAAUGUGUGGUUUUUUUUAAGAAAAAAUAUUUUAACUGUUCAGAAGAUAACUUAAAUACAAUUAUAAGAUUAAGCUGUGAA